UCCUUUCUUGAAUGCUUUCCCAAGUUAGAAUGGGCCAUUCUUCUUUCUGUCAUCAAGCAUGAAAUGCAUCUGUUUGAGAUUGUGAAGCUUGACUUGUCUCUCUGCCUCAGAGCUGAUGCAACAGGUGCCAAUCCUGAUGCCCCUCAUCUUCUGCAUAAAGAUUUCUCUGACAUCAUCUCAGUUCUCUCCUGUCUCAGCACCUAUUUCUGCAUACUCACACAACAUGCUGCUUUCUGUGGUCAUCUGGAUCAUGGUCUCCAGAUAUUGGAUGGUUCUCAUUGCUAUGCUAAUCACUUGAUCUUACUGUCAUUGCAGUAUGAGUGGAAUGCCAUCUUGUCAUACUGCAUUGAGUAUCAUCAGCAUCAGCAUCAUGAGAUGGAAAAUAGUGACUUCACUGGCUGGGAACUGGCCAGCCAGGAAUUGAUUAUGAAUUACCUGGCUGCACAUGUCCAUGCACCCACCUCCUCAUCA
Molecule: messenger RNA, 471 nt
Organism: Guyanagaster necrorhizus
Lineage: Eukaryota; Fungi; Basidiomycota; Agaricomycetes; Agaricales; Physalacriaceae
Exons: 1
Source: RefSeq, a predicted model, not a curated record